Messenger RNA from Sphenostylis stenocarpa, 945 nucleotides. The record is from the annotation of a GenBank genome assembly. Lineage: Eukaryota; Viridiplantae; Streptophyta; Magnoliopsida; Fabales; Fabaceae.
AUGAUACCAACUCAUCGUUAUUCAUUGUCUUCUCCUAUGCCUAUAGAUCUUAACGAAGAUCACACCCACAUGCUCUUCAGUACAAACCAUCUAGCCUCUUCUUCAUCUUCUCUAUCUAAUUUUAUUCUCCUCAAUCCAGAUCAAGAUCAAGGAGGAUCUUGCCAUUGGGAAUCAAAAUCCUUACAAAGUGAUGAAGAGGUCGAGAAGAUAGUUCUUUCCAGUGGAUCAUGGAAUCAUGCAGCAGAGAAGAUUGACAAGAGAAGUGAUCACAAGCUGAGAGUUUGGAAGAAAGAAGAGGAGUGUGAAAGUCUUCAAAGAGGUGAAGAUAGUUCUACGAGGUGGAUGCCUUCAAAGAAGAGAACGGUGCGGAGGAUUAAGGUGUCAGAUCAAACGGGAUCUGAUACAGCAUGCAUCUCAAACUCUAAGAAGUUCAAGUAUGAAGAAAAAAAUCCACCACUAUCACUGGUAGGAACUGAUGACAGUCACUAUAAUUCUUCUUCAAACCACAACAAUGUCACUGUUAGGGUUUGUGCUGAUUGUCACACAACUAAGACCCCUCUGUGGAGGAGUGGACCAAAAGGUCCAAAGUCACUUUGCAAUGCAUGCGGAAUUCGACAAAGGAAGGCAAGACGCGCCAUUGCUGCAGCUGCAACAGCAAUUGGAACGAAUCUGGUGAAGGCUGAGAAAUCUGAAAUGAAGAAGGGGAACAAGUUACAUAACAAAGGGAUGAAGUCCAAAACUGGGGGUGCACAAGUGUUGAAAAAGAAGAGUAAACCUGGAGCCAAGUAUAGAAAGAGGUUUGGUGCUUUCGAGGAUUUGACAGUAAGAUUGAGUAAGAACCUCCAACAAGUUUUCCCUCAGGAUGAAAAAGAGGCUGCAAUCUUGCUAAUGGCUUUAUCUCAUGGCCUACUUCACGGCUUCCCCUCACAUCGUUAUAUCACUUAG